Messenger RNA from Menidia menidia (Atlantic silverside), 1925 nucleotides. The record is from the annotation of a GenBank genome assembly. Lineage: Eukaryota; Metazoa; Chordata; Actinopteri; Atheriniformes; Atherinopsidae.
CCCGACUUCCCAGCUUUGCCUGUGCAGACACUCCUGUGGGGACGACCUCGCUGGCUCCAUGAGACUGACGUACUCCGGGCAGGGGAACCAGUAUGAGAACAAUUGCUUUUGAACAAGUUCCUCACGUCUUUUAAAAUCUCCUGAGAGCGUCCUGCAUGGAAAGGGGUCCACUGAGCUCCAACUGAGACUAGCUGAAGCUGGAAGUGCAGACUUGGAGGAGGGUGGACUGAGGGAAAACAGGUUUAGCCUUUAAGUAUUGUUUAAGUGAACAUUUAUUCGUGCAAACAUGAAUCCUGUGUGGAAGAUUUACAAAAGCAAAGUGAUGAAGACUCUGAAUCCUGAGUAUGAGGAGGAUGCUGCUGAAGAGGUCACCGAGGUGGACGAUGACAUGAGUCCGGUGCAGGAAGAUGAAGGGCCAAACGCUGUAUCCCAACUGGCCAGAAAAAUGCAGGGAGCAGGAGCUAAAAGCUGGAACAGAUUAUCGACCCUCUUCAACAAAGAUGAUGAGCACCAACUUCUGGAGGAAACGGAGAGUCCGCCGGUCGCUGACCAUCCCCUGGCAGUCCCCCCUGAGGAGCCUCCUCGAUCUAACAAACGCACGGCAUUCUGGGAUAGCUUUGCAGCCAACUGGGCCGCCAAGAAGCAGGCUGAGGCUGCUGCUGCCGCGGCCGCGAGCGAGGGGGCAGUGGGGCCGGGCGAGGAGGGGAUUACUGAGGCUGCAGGCCAGGAAGGGCAGGAUGGGCCGGUCGUGGAGGGGGAAGAGAGAGAAGACGGCGGAAGAAGCAACGACAGCUUCUCUAAAUACGUCUCAUUGGGAGGACGCAGCGAGGAAACGUCCUUAAAGUGGAACUUUGUUACCAGCAAACUGGCUGAGCUGAAGACCAAGAGCACAGCUAAGACCAAUUAGAAUAUACACAACGUCAGGAAGUAUGGAGGAGUGUUCAGAGGCCGCGUAUAUAUUUACUGUGGAUGCCCUGACGUAUCAUGUUCUGAACAAUCGGCAUGUUCACAACCACAAAAAGUUACAACAAACCAAACCUACUUAUUCUCUUUUAUUAUGACAUUAAGUUCCGUUUGUUCAUUCGUAUUCGAUUCAAUUUACAAACUAUCACAAUAAACCACGAUAAACAAUUUUGGCAGAAACACUAGAGAAACACUUUGAGUCCAGGACCAAAGAUUAAGUAAAUGUGAAAUACAGAGACACUGUUAUCAUGCAGAAAAAAAAUCUUAUCCAUGAUUCAUUAAUUUAAGAAAGAGAGAGAAAUGAGGGAAUCCCCUUUUUUGAUUGACACGUUUGUGUAAUCUGAUAAAAGUUUGCCUCAGAGAUUAAGUGGAUGUACCAUGCACCUCUAUGUUCAUCUGUCCUUUUUUUUAGCAUCUUAAAAGCCAGCAGUGAAACAACUGCAGAUUUAACGGUGAUUUGGGUAACACUGGUCUGUUGGGGUUGUGUGGUGAAAUCAUUCACUCAAAGUGCUCAACAAACCUUGAAAAAGGAUCAUCAUACCUGUCAUCAAACUUGAGAUAAUCUGUAGUUCCACAGAAACUGGAUAAAGAGAUUAGAGGCAGUGAUAGCUGGAUUAGAUGAGGAUUAGCUCACUUAACCUGUGCAGAGGGCAGAGGAUUACCACAAACAGACCUGGCAGUUCAGUAAACCCAUGAUGUAACAAUCUGUGUUCAUUUACAAAAUAAUGUUUCCUCAGAUAUUUAUAUGAAAUGUAUGGAUCAUGAAUGUGUGUCUGUUGCGUUUAUGUCAGGUAAAACAGUGGCUUGAAUUUUCUGUGACUGAGACUAAAAUGUGCAAUGUGUGAUCCUGAUAAUCUUGAUUUUUAACGUGAUAUUUCUAGGGGGAAAAAGCACCGUACGACUCUAUCAUCUCUUUUUCUUUUUGGUUUUGACUGGCAUUUUAAUGAUCUUGUCUUAUUCUG